GAGGCUGUGUUCAUUCACUACCUUCUUCUCAUUACCUCCCACUACGUGCUUUCUUUCUCUCUAUACUCAUGGCAUAUCAAGACCCGUAUGCAGGCCAGCACGGGCGGUAUGAGGAGCCCCAAUACGGGCAUUCUGGAUAUGGGCAAUACGACGCCUCUGCUACGCAAUUCAAUCCAUACACCACAAGCGAGCCUCAUCCGACAUACGAGCAGGGUGGCUACGAUAACUACGUCGGUGGAUACAGGGACGAGCCCGAGUUUGGCCACGGAGCCGCGAACGCUCCUCCUGCACCGAGACCACCCAAGUCACUGGAUGAAACAAGUAGAUUUGAGCCGGGGGAGUUCUCGCCAACAACCAGGGACCCCAAAUCUGACUUGCACAAGGGAGGUCAAGGACGGUGUAUUGGAAGAUUUUUCUGUUGCACUCUUAUGAGUCUUGUCUUUCUCAUCGUCAUCGCGCUUCUAGCACUCGUUCUGUGGCUUCGCCCACCUAGUUUAACAUUCGGCAGCGUUGCUCCCGUGACAUCGGGAUCUACAAUCGCUUUGACGAGCAAUGGAGUCAAUAUCAACAUGGGCGUCAACAUCUCCGUUACUAAUCCCAACUAUUUGGGCGUGAGCUUCAAAAAAAUCUCUGCUCAGAUUUUCUAUCCCAUCAACAACACUGCCAUUGGCAAUGGGACGCUCAACAAUAUUAACAUCCAAUCGAAGUCCACGACGAACUUUACUUUCCCCUUUGAGAUCCAGUACUCCACUGCCAUUGAUCCCAAUUCGAAGAUUCUGCUCGACCUGGCUACGAAAUGCGGGGUGUUGCCCGGGGCCACGUCCCAACUGACUGUGGAUUACAAAAUCACGCUUGCUCUGCGAAUUCUGUUUGUGACGGUGUCGCCUACAAUAUCGAACUCGUUCACCUUCGCCUGUCCCUUGACAGCUGACGAACUCAAGGUCCUUAUGUUUCUUCCUGAGCAUUUCAACCAGAUACUGAAAUAA
Messenger RNA from Mycena citricolor, 986 nucleotides. The record is from the annotation of a GenBank genome assembly. Lineage: Eukaryota; Fungi; Basidiomycota; Agaricomycetes; Agaricales; Mycenaceae.